Messenger RNA from Bombyx mori (domestic silkworm), 1552 nucleotides. RefSeq names its product male-enhanced antigen 1. Bases 184 to 630 code for a protein of 148 amino acids. Lineage: Eukaryota; Metazoa; Arthropoda; Insecta; Lepidoptera; Bombycidae. The record is from RefSeq and is a predicted model, not a curated record. The transcript has 4 exons. Gene Ontology annotation, biological process: spermatogenesis.
AAGUACACUACAAAAAAAUUCAACUACCACACCAUUAUUUAAAUGAAUAUAUUGUGAUAAAUUGUUUUAGCACAAUAGUGUUUGUGCAACGUUAUAAUCUUCAAAAUUUUCACGAUAUUUAAUAGAAAAAAAAUACUUUACACAGGGUGGCCAAUUGCUUCAAGAUUAACAUUUUGGCCUAAAAUGGUUUGUGACGGUCCUGAUCCUCCAGAAAACAACCCUCAUGAACUUAGUCCACCUCCUAGACAUGAUCUUUUAAUGAAUGGUCCUCAAGUAGAAGACAGUGAUGACGAAAAUGAAUAUGUUGGAUAUGAACCAUUACCUCAGGGACCUGAGAUUUCAUAUUCUGAUCAAGAUUUGGAAGAAGAUGAUCAGGAUACUGAGCAGCCACCGAACAAUAUCCCACCUAUUGAAUCAGUGGAAGUUGUUUUAACAAGGGAGGUGUGGAAUACACCCAGAAACAAUGAUCCAAUACAAAUGGAUAGUGAACGAGCACAACAGGUUAUGUCCGCAAUGGCAAAUUUUUCGCUUCCACAAACCUCAAUACCUGAAUGGGCUCGGAGCAUAUCAGAAGAUCAAUGGAAACGUACACUUAAUGAACAAAUACAGAAAAUCAAGAGUAACAGUUAACCUGGCAUUGUACGUUAAAAUAUAUUUUGUUUCUUCUAAAAUUAGUCAUUGAAGGGAUUCUUGAUCAGCCAUAUAGAUUCAUAUUUAAAAAGAUUCAAGAAUUGAACUACAGUCACGUUGUCAGGCGGACAGUCAUACUUUAGUGUUGUAACCAAAGUAGGUUGUCAUUGUCAGGCGGAGUCAUGCUUUAGUGUUGUAACCAAAGCCAGACUGGUUUGAGGAGAGCCCCCAGCUGUUGGCUGUGCACCUGGCGUUGCUGAUGUCCAUGACAGCGACAAUAUACCACCAGGUUGGUCGUAUGCUCGCCUGCCUGCAACGGCAUGAGGUCUAAGGGAUGAGUGAUAUUGAUAUCUAAGUGAUGGUAUUACAUAGUCAUCACAAUAUAAAAGGCGCUACCUUUCUUAAGCCCUUGGGUUUAAGUCUCAAUUAUAUAAGUAUAACGACAGUCUUACCCUUCAAGCAGUAAGGCAUGUCAGUUUCGCGUCAGAAACAGUCAGGGUGGGGUAUCGACCUGUCGAGUUUUUAUGAACAAGAGUGAAGUAAUUAUUUCGUGUGAAAAAAAAAUUAAUGUCCGCGCAAUAAAAUUGUUUGGGUGAUUGUAUUGUUCGAAAGAAGUUUCUAUCGUCUAAAAGCAGCCCUCGAUUUACUUUCAUUUCAUUUAUUAAUUUUAAUAUAUUAUUGAUUAUUCUAUUUUUUUCUUCUGUGUGUAUCAUAAUUGACAUAUACUUUUGUAGUUGUUCAUGUAAGGUUAUAAGAAGCGUCAAAGGUGAAAUAUAUAAUAUUAUAUUAAAUUAUAUUUAAGUAGAUGAUAAAUUAAUCAAAUUAUUUUGAUAGACUUAAAGUGUAAAGUUAAAGCUUCAUAGUUUGUGACUUAAUAUACUAUCCUAUAUAAUCACAUUAAAAUAGAUGAUAAAAGCAUCAA